Rotaria sp. Silwood1 is the source of this 1074-nucleotide messenger RNA. NCBI's taxonomy places the organism in Eukaryota, Metazoa, Rotifera, Eurotatoria, Philodinida, Philodinidae. The record is from the annotation of a GenBank genome assembly.
AUGGACAAAAACCCAUCAAAAACAAGUGCUGCUAGUGCAGCAACAACAGAAAAAGCAACCACCACCACUCUACAUAAUACAGGCGUUAGUCUACAUAACACACGGGUAAGUCUACAUAAUGUUCGGCGUGUGCUACAAAAUUUUCUUCUCAUCUGGCUCGACGCCAAUAUUGAUGAGUCGCAAGAAGAUUUCAAAAAUUCAUUAGCUCACCUUCGACAUAUCGUAGCAUCGAUCACGACAUUUACAAAUGUUCAAGAAUGUACUGAUUUUCUUCGCGAAAUAGAAUCAGAAAAGGCAUUUAUGAUUGUUUCUGGUUCACUUGGACAACAUAUUGUACCAAAAAUUUACACAUGGCCACAAUUGCACUCAAUUUAUGUAUUUUGUAACAAUCGAUCGGUGCAUGAACAAUGGGCCAAAAACAUCUUAAAGAUAAAAGGUGUUCACACUAAUAUCGAGUCGAUCUGUAAGGCAUUACAAAAUGAUAGUGCACGAUGUGAUCGAGCAUUGAUCUCGAUCAGUUUUCGAGGCAUUGAUGCAUCUUUUAUGUACACACAAUUAAUUAAAGAAGCUCUCUUGGAAAUUAAUGAUGAUGAGGAUGGUGAUAACAAAUCUAUUAGAGAAUUUGCCGAGUACUGUCGUCUUCAAAAUGAUAUUGCUACAGACGAGAUUGAAAGCGUUGAACGUGAAUAUCAUCAACACACACCUAUUUGGUGGUAUACAGCACCAUUUUUUAUCUAUUCAAUGCUCAAUCGAGGUUUACGAUUGCUAGACGUUGACAUCAUUCUAAAAAUGGGUUUCUUUAUUCGACAUCUACAUCGACAUAUUGAAAAGUUACAUCGUGAACAACAAUCCAAGGGGAAAACAGCGAAAGUUCUAACAGUAUACCGAGGACAGGGUUUAUCUUUGCAGGACUUUGAAAAAGUUAAACAAACUAAAGGGGGACUUAUGUCAUUUAACAACUUCCUUUCAACCAGUCGUGAUCGAGAUCUUUCAUUGAAUGCCUUCGCACGUCCAGCAGCACUUCAGGAUUCUGAUUCAGUUGAGUGUACCAAAAGUUGGAAUCUCGAUGUUUAA